Messenger RNA from Bathycoccus prasinos, 930 nucleotides. RefSeq lists its product with no specific name. The record is from RefSeq and is a predicted model, not a curated record. NCBI's taxonomy places the organism in Eukaryota, Viridiplantae, Chlorophyta, Mamiellophyceae, Mamiellales, Bathycoccaceae. The coding region runs from base 1 to 930 and encodes 309 amino acids. The transcript has a single exon.
AUGGGCGCGUUGAAGAAGCUGAAAAAGAAACUCUCGUCUGCUUCCUCGAAGAAGAAGUUUAUGAAUAAUGAUACGAAUUCUAAGAAUACUAAAACUGUUUUAGGCGACGUGACGAAUGCUUCCCCGGGAAAGUCCAACAAACGGGGGAAGACUUUGAAACCGUUCCGGACCGCAGAUGUCUCCUCGGCGAAAAGAAGCAACACAGGAGGCGUUUCUUUGAAAGCGGUGGAGAUAUUCGAGGACGACGAGGCGUUUGAACAACGACGAGAAGGCGGGUCCAAGGCACCUCCGCCGUCCUCGGCGAGUGAUUCUGUGUCGCCUGCCUCGUCGAAAUCCUCGAAAUCCGCCUUGGACGAGUGGGCGGACCACCUGAUCCUUCCGGUCCUCCUUCCGGUCGGAGGGUUCAACGAGAAUAAAGAAGAAGAGAAAGAGCAACCGGAAACGCCGACAAAAACCACCGACGAUGAUAAAGAUGAUGAUGAUGAAGAAGUGAUGAAUGUCGUCGACUCCGGUUUCGCCGCGUCGCCGAUAGUCGUGUCGUACGAGUUGAGCGAAAGCGAGUGCGGGACGCCAGGCGAGGUAGAGGAGAGAGUUUUAGGAAACGUUGAAUCUGUUGUUCUCGCGAAUGACAACGAAGCAGUAGAUGUAGCAGAAGAAGAAGGAGAAGACGCGUUAGAAUCGUACUUGUUUACGCCGCCGCCGGUGAAUUUGGCGAAGAAGGACACUUUGAAAGAAGACGCGGUAGAGGAAGAGAAGAAGAACACGAACACGCAAUCGGCGAGACUGUCCUCGUCCAUGUGGGAUGUGAAGAUGAUGCACAACGUGAGUUUCAUGAAGAACGUGAGCGCGAUGGAUGUAGCCAUGGGCGCAGGCGCAGCUGCGGUCGUGUUUAAUUUUUUUAUGCCGUCGUUUUUGAAAGCUUCGUUUUGA